AUGUACGUGGGCUAUGUGCUGGACAAGGAUUCCCCCGUGUACCCCGGCCCCGCCAGGCCCGCUAGUCUCAGCCUGGGCCCGCAAGCCUACGGCCCUCCGCCCCCGCCCCCUGGACCCCCGCAGUACCCUGAUUUCACCGGCUACUCUCACGUGGAGCCGGGCCCCGUGCCCCCUGCAGCCUGGAGUGCGCCCUUCUCUGCGCCCAAGGACGAAUGGGCUGCUGCCUACGGCCCGGGCCCCACGGCUCCCACCGCCAGCCCGGCCCCGCUGGGAUUCGGGCCCCCUCCGGACUUUGGCGCGGUGCCCACGCCCCCGGGGCCUGGCCCGGGUCUCCUGGCGCAGCCCCUCGGCGGCCCAGGCACACCUUCCUCACCCGGAACGCAAAGGCGGACACCCUACGAGUGGAUGCGGCGCAGUGUGGCGGCUGGAGGCGGCGGUAAGACCCGGACCAAGGACAAAUACCGCGUGGUUUAUACCGACCACCAGCGCCUGGAGCUGGAGAAGGAGUUCCACUACAGCCGUUACAUCACCAUCCGGCGGAAAUCAGAGCUGGCCGCCAACCUGGGGCUCACUGAACGGCAGGUGAAGAUCUGGUUCCAAAACCGGCGGGCCAAGGAGCGCAAAGUGAACAAGAAGAAACAGCAGCAGCAGCCUCCACAGCCACCCCCACCAGCCCAUGACAUCACCCCCACCCCAGCAGGGCCACCCCUGGGGGGCCUGUGCCCCAGCUCGGCCAGCCUCCUGGGCGCCUCCUCCCCAGUGCCUGUCAAGGAGGAAUAUCUUCCAUAG
This is a messenger RNA of Rangifer tarandus platyrhynchus (Svalbard reindeer), 789 nucleotides long. The record is from the annotation of a GenBank genome assembly. NCBI's taxonomy places the organism in Eukaryota, Metazoa, Chordata, Mammalia, Artiodactyla, Cervidae.